Cladophialophora immunda is the source of this 975-nucleotide messenger RNA. RefSeq lists its product as uncharacterized. Gene Ontology annotation, molecular function: histone deacetylase activity. Gene Ontology annotation, biological process: chromatin organization. The transcript is spliced from 5 exons. NCBI's taxonomy places the organism in Eukaryota, Fungi, Ascomycota, Eurotiomycetes, Chaetothyriales, Herpotrichiellaceae. Gene Ontology annotation, cellular component: histone deacetylase complex. The record is from RefSeq and is a predicted model, not a curated record. The coding region runs from base 1 to 975 and encodes 324 amino acids.
AUGUGCAACUUUCUCGGACGAGCCCUCGACGCCCAAAGGUUCUUCCACGACGUUACCUAUGAGUCCUCCAAAGACACCUGGGCAAUUGGAGUCUACGCGGUCCUUCCGGAAGAAAGGCUGGAUCAAUCGAACUUCCGAAACAAUACACCGUCAAACACCAACAUCUGGGCGACGCCGAUCAAGAUCAAAAGUCCAACCGUCGACCCAAACACCACUUUUAGUGCUCCUCGAGUAGGGUUUAUGAAAUCACCCUUGGUUUGGCUGGUUGUGGCCGCCCAUAGCAAGACUCGUGUUGUCCCAUGCAAAAUCAGCAAGGAAGGAUUUGCGGAGGGACGCCUCAGCACCUUGUCCGCACCCAGACCGCAACCCCAGCAACCGUUUGCGCUGGCCCUGGAUCCUGCUGCGGCCAACGGUUUUGUGACGGUCAUAGUGGACACCAUCAUCGCGGCUGUCAUCUCGCUCGUCGUGGCGUUGUUCGGUAUCAAGCUCUUCCACAUAUAUGAGCGCUACGCUUUCAUCCCGCAAAUCCUCGGACAAAAGUUGCCAAAAAAUCGCGGAUACCUGAAGAAAGGCGGCCACGAAUUUCGAGUUACGCCGGAGAUGUGGCAUCUAUACAGCGCCGGCGGUGGACGUGAUCUGCACAAGCCGAUUCGAGGUGGCGCUGGCUGCCAACAAGCAUUCUACGAUGACCCCAAUGUUCUCUACAUAUCUUUGCAUGUCCAUAUGAACGGAACCUUCUAUCCUUCAGGGAACGAAGGCGACAUGGAUCACUGUGGCAUUGAUGCUGGCGAGGGAAAAAACGUCAACAUCCCCUGGCCGUCGAAAGGCAUGGGUGGCGGUGAUUACAUGUACGCGUUCCAAAACGUCGUCAUGCCCAUCGCCAAUGAAUUUGACCCAGACUUUGUUAUCAUUGCUGGGAGCUUCGACGCCGCAGCCGAUGAUGAAUUGCAAAUUACCGCCCUCUACGGACCUUAA